Messenger RNA from Anastrepha obliqua, 808 nucleotides. RefSeq names its product zinc finger BED domain-containing protein 4-like. The record is from RefSeq and is a predicted model, not a curated record. Lineage: Eukaryota; Metazoa; Arthropoda; Insecta; Diptera; Tephritidae. Bases 4 to 582 code for a protein of 192 amino acids. Gene Ontology annotation, molecular function: protein dimerization activity. The transcript is spliced from 2 exons.
CAGAUGUUAACACCUGUAGGGAGAGAAACUUGCGAGUUUUUACAGAGCAACGUAAAAAAAAGGCUCUUCUCAUAUGAGAAUAGAUCAGCACCACGCCUUGGAACUCUUCUUGACCCACGCUUCAAAAAGGAGGGUUUCCAAAAUCCGUCAAAUGCCCAGCAGGCCAUGUUGAUGUUGGAGGGAGAGGUUCAUAAUAUAAUACAGGACGUGAGAUCUAAAAAUUCCACAGAGGAACUGCCAAGGAAUGAGGAGACUCCAUUUUUAUUUAAAUGCAUGGCAGGAAAAAUAAAAGAAAAAAACAAAAGUUCACGGGCGGACUCAAUUAUUACCAUUCGCCAAUAUAUGGAGCAGCGCAAUGCUCUUCAUGACAGCGAUCCGCUCCAAUAUUGGCAAAUUAACAAGGAACAUUUAUUUGCACUUGGACAAUGCGCAAUAAAAUUCUUGUGUAUACCAGCAAGUUCAGCUGAAUCAGAGCGCACAUUUAGUAAAACAGGAGCUAUUGUGACGGAACGGAGAGCAUGUUUAAAACCUAAACAAGUGAACACAUUGGUUUUUAUUAACAAAAAUCAAUGGCUACAUUAAAAUAACUGUGAUAUUGGAACGAAUUGUUUUUUUUUUUUUUAAAUAAGAACCUCUCAUUAGCAUUAAGUUUGGAAAUCACCUUUUGUUUUGUAGUAUUUAAGAGUAGCAGCUAUCCGCUGCAUAGUACAAUAAGGACCUCUCAUUAGCAUUAAGUUUGGAAAUCGCCUUUUGUUUUGUUUUUGCUUAGAGAGAUUUUUGUUUUCGUUUUUUGGACUUAGGACGAGAA